This is a messenger RNA of Dentiscutata heterogama, 720 nucleotides long. Lineage: Eukaryota; Fungi; Glomeromycota; Glomeromycetes; Diversisporales; Gigasporaceae. The record is from the annotation of a GenBank genome assembly.
AUGUGUGGUUUCGGUGACAAAGACCGCCGUCCAAUAGACCCACCUCCUGUCAUUAGACUUCUAGUGUUUACUGAAGAUGGAACACCUGUACCUGAAAGUUCUAUGGACCAUUCCACUAUGGUUGUUGUUGCCGGACUAUGGUCCGAAGAUUGUAAGGAAGAGCGUAUUCUUGUAAUUAAUCCCUCGUCUGUUCCUGUCCAACCUUCUUCUUCGAGCUCAAGUGUCAUGUCACUAAACGCGCCAAUGUGCACUCGAAAUCUUAUGGGUCACAGUAUUUCGUCUGCAUAUGUUCUUAACGACCAUAUGAAUAAAUUAGGAAUAUUCUUUAUAUUUCAAGACUUGUCAGUUAGAACAGAAGCAGCUGAAGUUUAUAGCUCUGCUUUUAGAGCAUAUUCCGCAAAAAAGUUUCCGGGUAUGACAGAAUCAACUGCGCUUUCUAAAGCUUUCGCCAAACAGGGAAUUAAAAUUCCGAUCCGUAAAGCUCGUUAUCGGAGAGCCAACGACGAUUUACCGGAUCAAACAAGCGAAAGCACUAAUCCUUCUUCAGUAACAAAUACGGCACCUGAUAAUGUUCCUGACGACGUUAAAUCCGAUGAUAAUGAAGAUAAUAUCGUAAAAAAACAGGAAUCCUCGGAAGAUGAUGCUGACGCGUUUUCUGAUAUUGUGCGAAGAGAAAAUAAGGGAAAGUUUAUUGCAAAAUGGCGACGCAGGUCUAAAUAG